UUCCUCGCAGUUCCAGCAGAAAACUUCCGACUUCCGUUGAAGUUGAAAACAAAUAUACAGCUAAAUUUGGCUAGCUCAUCGUCAAGGAAGCUUUCAGUGCUGGCCUCUGCACGGUGGGGUUAUCAGGACUCUGUGAGUUGUCUGGCUUCACUGCCUAUUUGUUCCUGUGGUGGGCUCUCCAUUGAGGAUGACAAUGGAAGAGAUGAAGAAUGAAGCUGAGACCAGUUCUAUAGUCUCUAUGACAUUAUAUGCAGUCAUGUAUCCAGUCUUCAGCGAGUUGGAAAGGAUAAAUCUGUCAGCGGCACAGACGUUGCGGGCGGCAUUUAUAAAAGCAGAGAAGGAGAACCCAGGACUCACUCAGGACAUCAUAAUGAAGAUACUGGAGAAAAAGAAUGUGGAGAUCAACUUCACAGAGUCACUACUGCGCAUGGCAGCAGAUGAUGUGGAGGAGUACAUGAUCGAAAGACCAGAGCAGGAAUUCCACGACCUGAACGAGAAAGCAAGAGCCCUCAAACAAAUCCUGAGCAAAAUCCCGUACGAGAUCAACGACAGGGUGCGCUUUCUACAGACCAUAAAAGACAUAGCCAGCGCGAUAAAGGAACUGCUGGACACAGUCAACAAUGUGUUUAAGAAAUAUCAGUAUCAGAAUCGCAGGGCUCUCGAACACCAAAAAAAGGAGUUUGUGAAGUACUCCAAGAGCUUCAGUGAUACGCUGAAAACCUACUUCAAAGACGGAAAGGCAAUAAACGUCUUCAUCAGUGCCAACAGGCUUAUCCACCAAACAAACUUGAUACUGCAAACCUUCAAAACUGUCGCCUAGGAGACAACGUUGUGAUGUAUGCGAGGAUGCGGAAGCAGUUAUAUGUAACAUACAUUUUUUUGGUCUUUUUAAAAGUAUAAUUUAUAAACUUUGCUUCAUUUGAAGGAACUUGGAAUAGAGGAAUUCGCGACAAAAUGUCAAUUUUCUCCUUGCUUGAUAAUCAUGAUUUCACGACUCGGCUUCAUUAGCUUUUCUCUCGCUGUCGUUCCAGUCAAAUGAAAGCCAAAAGACUCUGCGCCUUAAAGUGUGACGCAACAUUCCAUAUACAAAGUGUAAAUAUUGGUAUUCUUUGACAUAGAGACAUAAAGAAUGAGAAAUGAUGUAUUUAACAGAUAUUUGGUUAUAAAUGUUCAAUAAAUAGUUUCCAAAUGUU
Molecule: messenger RNA, 1193 nt
Organism: Triplophysa rosa
Lineage: Eukaryota; Metazoa; Chordata; Actinopteri; Cypriniformes; Nemacheilidae
Gene: pdcd10b
Product: programmed cell death 10b
Exons: 8
Coding region: 188-820 (210 amino acids)
Biological process (GO): regulation of Golgi organization; positive regulation of MAP kinase activity
Cellular component (GO): Golgi apparatus; FAR/SIP/STRIPAK complex
Molecular function (GO): protein kinase binding
Source: RefSeq, a predicted model, not a curated record